CGGGCGGCGGCGCUGGUGCUGCUGGCGGCGGCGCUGAGCGGCCCCGGGGCCGGGGCGCGGAGCUGCCCCGCGCUCAGCCUGGGCUGCAAGUGCUCGGCCGAGCGGGCCAAGGCGGGCGGCGGCCCCGGCGCGCCCCGGAGGAGGGUGGUCUGCAGCGGCGGGGGGCUCCCCGCGCCGCCCGAGCCGCGACUGCUGCCCGACGGCACCGUCACGCUGCUGCUGAGCAACAACAAGAUCACGGUGCUGGAGAAUGGCUCUUUCUUCGGGCUGCGGGCUCUGGAGAAGCUGGACCUGAAGAACAACCUGAUCAGCACAGUCCAGCCGGGCGCCUUCCUCGGCCUCCCCGAGCUGAAGCGGCUGGAUCUCUCCAACAACCGCAUCGGCUGCUUGAGCGCCAGCGUCUUCCAGGGGCUCCCCAACCUCCUCCGGCUGAACAUGUCCGGGAACAUCUUCUCCAGCCUCCCGCCCGGCGUCUUCGACGAGCUCCCCUCCCUGAAAGUCGUGGACUUCGCCACCGAGUACCUGACGUGCGACUGCAACCUGCGCUGGGUGCUGCCCUGGGCCCGCGACCGCUCGGCGCAGAUCUCGGAGCGGACGGCGUGCGCGUUCCCCCGGCAGCUGCGCGGCGUGGCCCUGCGCGGGGCGCGGGACGGGCAGCUCCGCUGCGCGGGCGCCCCGGAGCUGCACACCCACCACCUCAUCCCGUCGCUGCGCCAGGUGGUUUUCCAGGGCGACCGGCUGCCCUUCCAGUGCACGGCCACGUACCUGGACAACAGCACCCAGAUCCGGUGGUUCCACAACCGCGAGCCCGUGGAGGAGGACGAGCGGACGGGCGUCAUCGUGGAGGAGAGUCUCAUCCAUGACUGCACCUUCAUCACCAGCGAGCUCAUCCUCUCCAACAUCCACGUCUCCGCCAACGGCGAGUGGGAAUGCGCUGUCUCCACCUCCCAGGGCAACGUCAGCAAGAAGGUGGAGAUCGUGGUGCUGGAGACCUCCGCGUCCUACUGCCCUGCCGAGCGGGUCACCAACAACCGCGGGGACUUCAGGUGGCCCCGCACCCUGGCGGGUAUCACGGCCUACCAGCCCUGCCUGCAGCACCCGUUCGCCGCGGGGCCGGCGGGCGCGGGCGCGGCGGGCGAGAAGCAGGCGUGGAGACGCUGCGACCGCGCCGGGCGCUGGGAGGACGGCGACUACUCCCACUGCCUCUACACCAACGACAUCACCCGCGUGCUCUACACCUUCGUGCUGAUGCCCAUCAACGCCUCCAACGCCCUGACCCUGGCGCACCAGCUCCGCGUCUACACGGCCGAGGCAGCCAACUUCUCCGACAUGGUGGAUGUCCUCUACGUGGCCCAGAUGAUAGAGAAGUUUAUCGGCUACGUGGACCAGAUCAAGCAGCUGACGGACGUGAUCGUGGAGAUGGCCAGCAACAUCAUGCUGGUGGACGACCACAUCCUGUGGAUGUCGCAGAAGGAGGAGAAGGCCUGCACCAGCAUCGUCCGCUCCCUGGAGAGGAUCGCGGCCCACACGCUGGGCAGCAACUCCCAGCACAUGGCGGUGAACUCCCGCAACAUCGCCUUCGAGGCGUACGUGGUGAAGCCCGAGAGCUACGUGGGGCUGAGCUGUGUGGCGUUCCAGCGGCGGGACGGGGCUGCACUGGGACGUGUCCCCCCGGCCGAGCGGGGGGCCGAGCCCGUGCCCGACCAGCAGCUCCGGCUGCGCUGCACCACGGGGCGCCCCAACGUCUCCCUGACCAGCUUCCACAUCAAGAACAGCAUCGCCCUGGCCUCCAUCCAGCUGCCCCCCAGCCUGUUUGCCAGCCCGGCCUCGCCCGCGCCGGGGACUGACUGCAAGCUCCAGCUGCUGGUCUUCCGCAACGGGAAACUCUUCUGCAGCACCGGGAACUCCUCCCGGCUGGCCGACGACGGCAAACGCCGCAGCGUGGCCACCCCGGUCAUCUACGCAGGGACCUACGGCUGCGGAGUGGGAAACCUGUCGGAGCCGGUGGCCGUAUCCCUGCGGCACCCCGGGGAGGGCGCGGACCCCGUGGCCGCGUACUGGAACUUCGAGGUGCUGGGGGGCAUGGGGGGCUGGAGCGCCGAGGGGUGCCAGCUGGCUGCCCGUGAGCCCAACGUCACCUCCCUGCACUGCCGGCACCUCAGCAAUGUGGCCGUGCUCAUGGAGCUGAGCGGGUUCCCCAGCGAGGCGCGAGGCGCCGGGGAGGUGCUGCACCCGGCCAUGUACACCUGCACAGCCGUGCUGCUGCUCUGCCUCUUCACCACCAUCAUCACCUACAUCGUCCACCACGGCACCAUCCUCAUCCCGCGGAAGGGCUGGCACAUGCUGCUCAACCUCUGCUUCCACAUCGCCAUGACGGCCGCCGUGUUCGCGGGAGGCAUCACCCUCACCGGGUACCGGAUCGUGUGCCAGGCGGUCGGCAUCAUCUUGCACUAUUCCUCCCUCUCCACCCUGCUCUGGAUGGCGGUGAAAGCCCGAGUGCUCUACAAGGAGGUGACCUGGAAGGCGCCGCGGCAGCCGGACGGGGACGCGUCCCAGGCAGCCCCCAGACCCAUGCUGAGGUUCUACCUGAUCGCCGGCGGGAUCCCCCUCAUCAUCUGCGGGAUCACGGCAGCCGUCAACAUCCACAACUACCAUGACAACAACCCCUACUGCUGGCUGGUGUGGCGGCCCAGCCUGGGAGCUUUCUACGUCCCCGUGGCUUUCAUCCUGCUCGUCACCUGGAUUUACUUCCUCUGCGCCGGGCUCAGCCUCCAGUGCCGACCCUUACGCCGGAAAGACAUCCCGGAGCCACUGGAGCCACCGCCACGGCUGGGGGGCACCGGUGACCUCCUGACAGACUCUGGGUCCAUCUCGGUGACACUGAACUCGGGGCCACCCUGCCCCGAGGGGGACGGUGUCUACUCCCUGCGGGUGCAGUUCUGGGCGCUGGUGACCACCCACGCCUUGUACGUGGCGCUGUGGACGUUCGGCGCCAUGGCCGUGUCCCAGCGCUGGUACCUGAACAUUGUCUUCAGCUGCCUCUACGGCGUCACCGCCGUGGCGCUGGGGCUCUUCAUCUUCGUCCAUCACUGCCUGCGGCGCCGGGACGUGCUCAGCUCCUGGUUCUCCUGCUGCCCGUCGUACCGGAACGCGCUGCCCAUGCAGGCCUACGUCCACCCCGGGCUGGGGCCGGAGGACGGCUCGCAGGUCUUCAUCGGCUGCGACCCGGAGGCAGCUCGUUCCGGUGCCUCCUCAUCCUCCUCGCCCAGCAGUGCCGGCUCGGCCGGGGGCCGCUGCAAGCUCACCAACCUGCAGGUCGCCCAGAGCCAGGCGGACGCCCGCCCGGCCGCCUGCCUGGAGCCGGAUGCCGCCGACGGGAAGCCCACGAGGCACGCCAGCAACCUCCACGGCCGCAGGAGCCACCGGGGCAGAACUAAGCCGUGCCGGGACGGGAAGCACCACCGCUUGAAAAUGCUGCGGGGCCCCUCGGAGCACCCGUCCAGCGAGAGCGGGAGCCUCCACAACAGCCACUCCGAGAGCUACCCCAGCGGCAGGACCAGCCCGGCCAGCGGCGGCCGCGCGGGGCCGCGGGGGCCCCAGGACGGGGAGGCGGCCGCCAGCCCCUCGGAGGGCAGCGACGGCGGGCGGCGGGCGCCCGACUUCGCCGAGGGUCGCCGGAGGAGCGCCAGCCGGGACAGCCUGAGGCCGGGCGGUGCCGCUGAGAGGGAGGCCAAGCGCCGCUCCUACCCCCUGAACGUGGGCAGCCACAACGGCGGCCUCAAGGGCAGCAAGUACGACAUCAACCUGGCCAGCGCCGACGGCGUGGCCGGCAUGAAGACCGGCCUCUGGAAGAGCGAGACCACCGUGUGA
This is a messenger RNA of Neopelma chrysocephalum (saffron-crested tyrant-manakin), 3870 nucleotides long. It is a transcript of the gene ADGRA2, whose product is annotated as adhesion G protein-coupled receptor A2. The transcript is spliced from 19 exons. Gene Ontology annotation, biological process: cell surface receptor signaling pathway; central nervous system development; sprouting angiogenesis. The record is from RefSeq and is a predicted model, not a curated record. Lineage: Eukaryota; Metazoa; Chordata; Aves; Passeriformes; Pipridae. The annotation marks the transcript as partial. Gene Ontology annotation, cellular component: Wnt signalosome; plasma membrane. Gene Ontology annotation, molecular function: G protein-coupled receptor activity; protein binding.